Molecule: messenger RNA, 2233 nt
Organism: Annulohypoxylon truncatum
Lineage: Eukaryota; Fungi; Ascomycota; Sordariomycetes; Xylariales; Hypoxylaceae
Product: FAD/NAD(P)-binding domain-containing protein
Exons: 11
Coding region: 246-1769 (507 amino acids)
Molecular function (GO): oxidoreductase activity
Source: RefSeq, a predicted model, not a curated record
CGUAAUGGAGGGUGAGUGGUGCACACACAUGCAUUGCAAUUGUUUUUUAAAAAAAUUAAAGGAAAAAUGAUGUACAGUUUGAACCUUUCUUCUUUAUUGAGGUCGAAACCCCUUACGUGAUACCUUCAACUAUCUGUGCGUGCUCCUCUUAGAUGCUGACAGCGCUUUUUUACCAAGUCCGUACACGUCGUAUCAUAUUUACCCCGCCAAAGAUACCUGCCCCUACUUGAAUAUAGCGAUCUAUCAUGGCUGCAAAGCAGAUUAACGUCGACGUCCUGGUCAUUGGUGCUGGGCCUACUGGUCUGGGCGCUGCGAAACGCCUCCAGCAUACGAACCAGGCGUCAUGGCUCAUUGUUGACUCUAACGAGACUCCCGGAGGUCUUGCGUCUACCGACGUCACUCCGGAGGGAUUCCUGUUCGAUGUUGGUGGCCAUGUCAUCUUUUCGCAUUAUAAAUAUUUCGACGACGUUCUAGACGAAGCUCUCCCGAAGGAGACCGAUUGGUAUACACACCAGAGGGUCUCCUAUGUUCGCUUCCGAGGCGGUUGGGUGCCUUACCCAUUCCAGAACAACAUCGCAGUCCUGGACAAGGAAGAAAAGGUGAAAUGUCUAGAGGAUCUCAUCGAUGCUGCCCUCGAGUCACGCGUUCGCUCCCCGUCCGACAAACCUAAGAACUUUGAUGAGUGGAAUGUUAGAAAUGUGGGAAAUCGACUGAAUGAGAUCUUUAUGCGCCCUUAUAACUUCAGGGUUUGGGCUGUCCCUACUACUAAGAUGAACGCCACCUGGGUUGGAGAGCGUGUCGCCGCCCCUAAUGUGAAGCUACUCACCCAGAACGUUAUCCUUAACAAGGUGGCCGGAAACUGGGGCCCCAAUGCCACAUUUCGCUUCCCGGCCAAUGGCGGUACGGGUGGCAUUUGGAUUGCUGUAGCCAAGACCCUGGACCAAACAAAGACGCGUUUCGGCGAACACGGUACUGUCACCAAGGUUGAUGCCGACGCGAAGAAGGUUUACCUGAAGGACGGCACCGUAGUGAAUUAUGGCUCCCUUGUGUCCACCAUGGCUAUUGACCACCUGGCCGAGGCCAUGAGCGACGCUCAGCUCAAGCAGACACUCAAACCCCUCUUCUAUUCCUCCACUAACGUGAUUGGUGUUGGGGUUCGUGGGAAGCGUCCUGAGCGUAUUGGUGACAAGUGUUGGUUGUACUUCGUCGAAGAUAACUGCCCUUUCUAUCGCGCCACUAUCUUUUCGAACUAUUCUCCUUUUAACCAGCCCGGUGACGAUGUCAAACUCCCGACCAAGCAACUCGCCAAUGACAAGAAACCUGCGUCGGAGGCUGCGCAAUCUGGGCCUUAUUGGUCAAUCAUGCUUGAAGUCUCGGAGUCAUCGUAUAAGCCCGUCAAUCACGAUACGCUGCUGGCAGACUCCAUCCAGGGGCUCAUCAACACUGAAUUGCUGUUGCCCGAAGACGAGAUUGUCAGUACCUAUGUUCGUCGCUUCGACCAUGGGUACCCCACCCCUAGUCUAGAGCGCAACGGUGUUUUGGCAGAAGCUCUUCCCUACUUGCAGAAGAAAGAUAUCCUGUCUAGAGGCCGUUUUGGCGCAUGGAAGUACGAGGUCGGUAACCAGGAUCACAGUUUCAUGCAAGGGGUUGAGGCUGUCGACCACGUCCUUUCUGGAGGCGUUGAGCUCACUCUGAACAACCCUGACUUUGUGAACACCCGUGCCAACACCGAGCGCCGCUUGACAACUUUCAAAGGUGUCCAGAAGUGAGUUAGUAUGUUGACAACGGCCAAGGCUGGCAUAGCCUUAGGAAAGGAACGGAAAUUAGAUAGUAACGAGAUGCAUUCGGCUAGACUUGAUUAUGUUCUAUCUAGGUAGACUGACUUAGAGCAUUAGAAGAGAAGAUAUAUUAUACGUAUUUACGUAUAUAAUCGCUGAUCCUCUCUUUUCCUGUAGGUGGCGUGAACUGAAAAUGAAGGGUCUAUAACCCUUGUGGCCGUAUUUUGGGCAUUAAUUUAUCUCUGAAAAGACAUAAAUUGGAUAAGAGGAGGGGAACCGGCAGGCUAGAACAGCCCGAACAACCCCAAAAUCAGGGGUUGGCUAGUGGGUGUAAAGGUUACUGGAAAGUUCGAGAUUUGAUAGGCGUUGCGAAUACGAUGACUUUGAUUUAUACACCCUGCCAUGGCUGCAAUCGGAAAUCGCUAAUCCGUCCGUAGUAGCGCAUCAUUUUCGAG